CCUCUCCUUGCACUGCCUCUGCUGCCACCUUGGCUGUGGGCUGUUCCCAAGUUCUCUGAGGAAAUAGUACAGGAGUGGGCAGUUAGAGAAGAAGAGUGUGGCCGAAGACUGGUCUGGAGGGAGAGAAGAAUGCUGGGAUGGGCUCAAGUCCCCUUUCUAACAUGGCAGGACCUCAGAGCCCUUUUACUCCUCGCCUUGAUUCCAUCUCUAUGUUCCACCAAGGAAACAUCUUCCGUUACAAUACUGCAGGAUCAAAACAUAAGCCAAGAAGAUUUUAUAGAGUUGUUGAACUUGCCAAGAAACACAAGCAAUUCAGCCAUCACUGUGAGGUAUAUCUGCUCUAGGCCUUGCUGGAUCCAUGUUGACAUUGUGGCCUCAUCAGAAUUCCGGACAGGAGUUUCAGUAUUCAAAAAACGAUGGAGGAAUGAGAAAUACGAUUAUCAAACAAGGACCCGUACAGUAAACUUGAAAUUUCCAAGCACUAUGAUUUAUAAGAAUGACUAUUUCCUAAGGAACUCCGUGGAUGUAUAUUUUGCAGCAGUCAGAGCCUGGCUUGUACACAUUGAUCCAGCAAAUAAAGAACAUAACGAAACCAUUUUGUUUGCAGCAGCAAAAACCUUUGGUGUCUUGAACACAAUUCCACCACUUCUUCGUCCUUACAAAGAUCACCAGAUAUGUCUAACAUGGGGUUUUGAGCAAGUGAGAAGACAGAGAGAAAAUACAAUGUUUGUUUGUCCGUGUGAAUCUGAUGCUGUAAGGAUGCUUGAUUUCCCCCUUGCCUCCAACAGCAGACACAAUGGCAUUAUCAGAACAUUUCAGAACUUUAGGAACCGAGAACUGGAGCUGAGAAGAAGUCAACAGUUUGAUAAUGCAAAGUUUACUUUUUCAGUCUGGAUUUAUUUACUGAAUUAUUGUUCGCAUAAAGAAUGUGGCAUUAUCCACCAUGUUGAUGGCAGUAACAUGUACGCAACACCCUUAUUAUUCCUCCGUGAUAAAGGUCAGAUCCAUGUUCAGAUGAGGCUAGCUACUGAAACUGAUACUGCAUAUCUAACAAAGUUUAAGGUUCCUUUACGCAGAUGGCUCCGUAUGGAUAUUGCUGGCUAUGCCAGAAAGAUAACAUUUACCAUACUUCUUGGAAAGGAACUGGAAAGGUUUGCUCAAGAAAUAUACAAUCUGCAGGAAGAUGUAUUAUAUGAUGAUACUGCAGGAUAUGUGGCCCUUGGUGGGACCAAGUUUGUAAGAGGCAUUGCAGGAUUCUUUGGGCCUGUAAAAUAUUAUCGACUCAGGACUCUGAAAAGUGAGGAGAUUUCUAACCCUCUAGUGGAUGAGAUUUAUCACCAGAUUGAUUCUUACUACGAAAGAUGUGCCAGUGUUCAAGACAUUGUGCGUUCGUACAGCAGUAUUGUGGGGAAGGAAAAUCAACUACAGACACAAAAUAAAUCACACAACUACUACUUGGGCUUGCAUUUACAAUAUGGAAGACGGCCUUGCUGCGAGACACUUCCGUGGCACCAAGAGAAAAAGGAGAAAUACAGUCAUUUGUUCAGCCUACUGCAGUCUGUAGACUGGACCUCAUUAGAUUCAUCAAAUGAUCUGCUCAUUAGAUUUGGAAAUAUAAUAUAUGACAGUAUUAUAGAGAAACUAACAGGUGGUCUGGAACAUCUUGGUGCUGCUGUGCCCUCACUGAUUGAAGCAAGUUGCUCUGGAUACCACAAAGCAUCUUACCUCCUGGCAGUUAUGUAUGAAACUGGCUUACAUGUGCCUGUUGAUAAAGUGCAGGGGCUCUUAUACAGUCUGGUUGGAGCGCAAGGGGAUGACAGGCUCGCUUUGCUGAAACUUGGCUAUAAGCAUUUCCAAGGGAUUGAUGGCUACCCUCUGGAUUUGGACAUCUCGUGCUCUUAUUACAUUAAUAUUGCAAAGAAAACCCCAAAAGAUCGAAGUAAAAAACAUGAAGAACAGGCCUUUGCAGAAGCCAUUAGGCUUACGGAUGAUAUGAUGCUCAAAGAACAAACCAGAGAAAAUGAUGAUUUAUUUUUGUGGCUUAAACAGAAUGCUGAAAGAGGUGAUCCACAUGCCCAGCACAGACUGGCACAGAUGUAUUUCUGGGGACAGCAAGGUGUGACCAAAAAUAUCAAAGCAGCAUUGGAAUGGUACAGGAGAGGAGCACUAGAAAGUGAAGACCCCAUAAUAAUGUAUGACUAUGCUGUCAUACUUUUCAAGGGUGAGGUUAUACGAAAAGACAUGAAGCUUGCACUCAAAUUAAUGAAGAAAGCUGCAGAGAAGGGAAAGCAUGAGGCCCUGAAUGGCUUGGGAUGGUAUUACCACCAUUUCCAAAACGAUUUUGUCAACGCUGCCAAGUAUUGGAAGAGAGCAUAUGACAUGGGAAAUCCAGAUUCUGCAUAUAAUCUUGGAGUCCUGUAUUUAAAUGGAGUAUUCCCAGGGGAGCCAGGAGUUAACGAGACACGGGCUUUUGAGUACAUCUUCAGCGCCUCAGAAGGAGGCCAUAUUGAUAGCAUCAUCUAUUUAGUCCAAUAUUUAGUGACGGGAAGUUUGAAGAGUGUCCCAAGGAAUCCAAAAGCAGCAAUUAUAUGGGCAAAGUCAGUGGCGGAGCAAAAUGGACAUAUUGGGCAUGUCAUAAGGAGAGCUCUGAAUGCAUAUCUGGACAGGUCUUUACAUGAAUCAGUUCUAAACUACAUCCUGACUGCUGAGGCUGGCGUGGAAGUUUCACAGACUAACAUGGCUUAUCUUUGUGAGGAACAUCCUGAGUUCAUUCCUUCAUAUCUAAUGGAUAUCUGUAUUCUGAGAUACUACAACCUUUCAGUAUAUCAAAACAAUCCUCCUUCUGUUGCUUUACUGAAACUGGGUGACCUGUAUUAUUAUGGUGGCAAAAACCAAGCCAGAGAUCUGGAUAUGUCUCUGAUGCUGUACACACAGGCAGCAUUACAGGGUGAUUCCCAGGGAUUUUAUAAUUUGGCCCAGCUUGUUCAAGAAGGCGUUUCCAUACCAGAUCACUUAUUACAGCAUCUGAAAAUAGACAGAUUUAUGUACAAUACCAGUGACUCACUCACAUUAAAGCUUUAUGAAAGGUGUCAGAGUCACUGCAGUGAAGAAUCUCUAAGCCCUUGCUCUUUUAUGCUGAUUUAUUUUCAUAUACGUGCGGCGUGGCAUUCCAUCCUGUGCCCAUCUCUGAUCUAUGGACUGGGAUCCCUCUUACUGGCAGUUGUAGUUGGUGGUGCAUUCCUGCGAGCUCGCUUAGUACGAGAUGCUGAUCGUGUGCCCAGAAGACAGCAAGUCGCCCAUAAUGUGCCUUCUCCAGCAGCCGAUGCCAAUAACUUACCGGGCACAGAACAAACAGAAUCUUCUGCCAGGAACGUCUCGAGCAACUCAGAGGCAGAAGCCUUAGCAUUUCAGCAAGCAAGCAUACCCUUCAUCAUAAGGAACAUAAAGGAGGCUCUCAGAAACUACAGAGAUAUUUUGGCAACUAUGGCGGCACUGGGUAUCUGCAUCUACUGUGUUACACAUGCAGUGUAGUGUGUAUGAGCACAGGUCGCCUUUUGACACGAAGGACAUGUUUACAUGAAGAAUUCUCUCUUCAUUAUGUUAUAUUACGGGAAGCUAAAGCAUUUUGGCAGGCAUAUUGCUCUGUAUAAAUGAUACAUUUAAAUAAACUAAGAUAUAUCAUGUAAUAAAUUAUAUUUGAUCGACUUGCAAA
Xenopus tropicalis (tropical clawed frog) is the source of this 3712-nucleotide messenger RNA. It is a transcript of the gene sel1l3, whose product is annotated as sel-1 suppressor of lin-12-like 3. The record is from RefSeq and is a predicted model, not a curated record. The transcript has 24 exons. Lineage: Eukaryota; Metazoa; Chordata; Amphibia; Anura; Pipidae. The coding region runs from base 130 to 3531 and encodes 1133 amino acids.